UAAACACACUUACACACACACACACAGUGUUACAUAUACCCCCCUCCCUGCCCCAACCUUAUAAGAUGGUCCUUUCUCCAACAAAUCAAGCUUUAUCUGUCUGUUUGUUUUUAUGUAGCUAUCCUCCAAUGCUUCUCCAUUAUAGCUACUGUUUCUUGGCCUUGUAGGUCUGGGCUGCUCUUUCUUUUUUUCUUUUUUUUUUUUUGGAUGGAUUUUGGGGGUGUUUUGGAUAGUGGAGUGGUGGUGGCCUGUUCAGACACUAAAACUGCAACUACUGCUACUAGUAAUGCCCUGUUUACUGCAGCUUCUGAGGCUGUUUCAGAUGCUGAGACCAAGCAAAAAUGGUAUGGAUCUGUUGGGUUUCUCAAGCAGGAGAGGACUUCUGGGGCUAAUCAUGCUGUUGAAGAUGACAUGAGAGGCUCCAAAAUGGCUAAAAUCACUGCUGCAACUCUGCCCAGAAGUCCUUUUGUGGGAUCUGAACCCCACCAAAUGCUCAGCUUCUCUUCUUCUUCUUCUUCUCCCUACUAUCCCCAUGCUUCUUUUGGGGGAAACCCAGGCUAUGGAAUUGAUGGAAACAUGCAUGGGGUGAUGAUGAGUGGAGUUAAAGGUCCUUUCACUCCAUCUCAAUGGAUGGAACUGGAACACCAGGCCUUGAUCUACAAGUACAUUACAGCUAAUGUCCCCAUCCCUCCUUAUCUUCUCAACCCCAUCAAGAAAGCCAUUGAAUCUGCUGCAUUAUCAACCUUUGGCCUCAGAGUCAAUUCUUUGGGGUGGGGUGGAGCGGGCGGUUUCCAUCUCGGGUUCUCCAGCAACACCGAUCCGGAGCCAGGCAGGUGUAGGAGAACGGAUGGGAAGAAAUGGCGGUGCUCGAGAGAUGCAGUUGCAGACCAGAAGUACUGCGAGCGCCAUAUGAACAGAGGCCGCCAUCGUUCAAGAAAGCCUGUGGAAAGUCCAUCUGGCCAUCCCGCCUCUGGAGCCACUACCACCACUGCAGCCAAGCUGAUGCCAGGCGCAUCUUCCACUUCAUCAUCAUCAUCAUCAGCAGCUGCAGCAGCAGUGUCGGGAGGCGGUGCAUCCAACAGCCUUGCCUUCUCGCAUCACAAUCAGCUCAGCAAUUUGCACCUCCCCGCUGCAACUAAUCAUCUUGACAGCAGGAGCUUUUUGGAUAAGGAAUAUGCGGGCGAGAGGUAUCAAGAUCCAACAGGUCUCUCCAUUACAUCUCCAAUCCUAAAAGACAGACAGUAUUCUAGUAUUCCCAAAGACCAGAACCCUUACGAGGAAUCUUCUACGUUGAAAUUUGGAUUAGUCUGCUCUGACUCACUGCUAAAUCCUCUGAGCAGAAACUAUGGUGCUUCUAAGGUCGUCAGUGACCGCGAAAACAAAUCUCAGCAUCCAAUUCGACAGUUCAUGGACAACUGGCCUAAAAACCCGUCUGAUCGAUCCAUGGUCUCGUGGCCAGAAAUUGAUAACACUCAGCUCUCCAUAUCUAUCCCCAUGGCAACCUCAGACUCACGGGAAAUUGAAGCAACCCAAAUGAGAUUAGGAGUUGGUGGUGUCAUUAACGAGCAAAACCAGAGGCAAGGAAACUGGAUACCUAUACCAUGGGAGUCCUCCAUGGGCGGCCCUCUCGGGGAGGUUUUGCACGGGACUAAUAGCAUGACAAGCGAGUGCAAGAAUCCUUCGGCUCUCAACCUUAUGACCGAGGGAUGGAAUGGCAGCCCCAAGCCCGCCUCAUCCCCAACCGGUGUCCUACAAAAGGCGGUUUUCUACUCUAUCUCCAACAGCAGUGCAGGGAGCAGUCCAAGAGGCAAGAGCAACAAGAACACCAACGGGGCCAGUCCUUGUAACGAGAUUCUUGGAGCAACUCUCAUGAACCCCUCCCUGCCCGCUCUGUAACCGCCCCACCUCAAUCCAAGAUACUAGUGCCUUUCCUUGUAAUUUUGGUCCAUCUAGCCUUCUCUGUGGUCCUAGACAUUGUACAAAGAAUUUUGGUAGGGUCCAAUGUGGAUCUUGCCUGACAGAUCUUAUGGUCAUGAGUUGGUAUCCAUUUUGAAUCUCUUCCCUUUUUGGAUGUAUUAUUUGCAUAAUUGCAUGCCACUGCCAUUUUGCUAAGCUUCAAAAGUCAAGAGAAAAGAAAUGAUUGCCCCCCAAUUUCAAACCUUGUGCCUUUCAUCUAUUGGAGACACAAAAAUUAGCCAGUUGAGUUGUGUCCCAAGAGCAAGGUUCAACAAUCAGAAAUGUAUCAGAACCCUA
Molecule: messenger RNA, 2253 nt
Organism: Ipomoea nil (Japanese morning glory)
Lineage: Eukaryota; Viridiplantae; Streptophyta; Magnoliopsida; Solanales; Convolvulaceae
Product: growth-regulating factor 1-like
Exons: 5
Coding region: 208-1896 (562 amino acids)
Biological process (GO): DNA-templated transcription; developmental process; regulation of DNA-templated transcription
Cellular component (GO): nucleus
Molecular function (GO): ATP binding
Source: RefSeq, a predicted model, not a curated record